This is a messenger RNA of Caenorhabditis angaria, 5005 nucleotides long. The record is from the annotation of a GenBank genome assembly. Lineage: Eukaryota; Metazoa; Nematoda; Chromadorea; Rhabditida; Rhabditidae.
AUGGCUGAAAGUGUUCGGGUUUGUGUGAGAUGUCGGCCGUUCAAUCAGAGAGAGAAGGAUCUGAAUACACAGGUGACGAGCUGCUCCUUGAAGGCCUAGUUCUCAAGUAGCCGAGCCUAGAAAGUUCAAUUGUCAAGGGUCAGCGUCUAGAGAGCCUUUAUUUGAAGUAACCGCGCCUUGAGGGUUUCUAUGUCAAGUAGCCAAGCCUAGAAAUCCUAGUUGUCAAGGAUCAGCGCUUUGAUGUAGAUCCUUAAUUCUUCUAAGGGCUUUCAAGGGCGUUUAAAGGCUUCUAAGGGCUUUUUAAGGCUUUAGAAAGCUUCUGGAGGCUUCUAGGGCUUUGUGAGGCUUUAGAUAGAUCCUUAAGGCUUCAAGGGACUUUUUAAGGCUUUAGGAGGCUUCUAAGGGCUUUCUAAGGUUUCUGGAGGCUUCUGGAGGCUUCUAGGGGUUUUUUAAGGCUUUAGAUAGAUCCUUAAGGUUUCAAGGGACUUUUUAAUGCUUUAGGAACCUUCUGGAGGCUUCUGAAGGCUUCUACGGGCUUGUAAGGGCUUUUUAGUGCUUCUGAAGGCUUCUGGAAUUUUUUCAAACAAAUUUUUCUGAGUUUUGCUUCUCUACCCACGCUUUUCCUCUAUUUUAUAUUUUACCCAAAAAAAAGUAUAAAAAGUAUCAAAAAUAAUAAUUCUCCAUGACCGGAAAUGAGUCGGAAAUGAACUUUUUUUGUUCGGUAACACGUGUCUAUGAAACCGGGGAAAAAUGAUUUCAGCAAUGUGUCGAAAUGAAUCCGGCAGUCGGACAGGUUACGGUAUCAGCUCCAGACGGCGUGAAUAAGGAUUUCACAUUUGAUGGCGCUUAUUUUAUCGAUUCGACUGGAGAGCAAAUUUAUAAUGAUAUCGUGUUUCCACUUGUUGAGGUAAAAUGUUCACCGAGAGUUAGGCUAACUCAAAAACAAAAUGAAAUAAAAUUCCAGAAUGUAAUUGAAGGAUAUAAUGGUACUGUAUUUGCCUACGGUCAAACGGGUUCUGGAAAAACGUUUUCGAUGCAGGGAAUCGAAUCGCUGGCCACUCAGCGAGGAGUUAUUCCGCGAGCUUUUGAUCAUAUUUUUACGGCAACUUCGACGACGGAAAAUAUGAAGUUUUUGGUGCAUUGUAGUUAUUUGGAGAUUUAUAAUGAGGAAGUGAGGGAUUUGUUGGGUGCGGAUAGUAAACAGAAGUUGGAAAUUAAGGUGGGAUUUUUUUUAAAUAUUGCUCAGGUUAGAGUCUAGUUACUGUAAUAAUUCUUAGAAGAUUGCUCAGGUUAAAUCCCUAAUGUUUGUAGAAAACAUUGCUCAGGUUAUAGUUUAGGAAUCAUAUUGGUAGAAUUUUUAGAAGAUUACUCAGAUUAGAGCCCAGGAAUCUUACUGUACAAUUUUCAUAUGAUUGCUCAUAUUAGAGCCCAGGAAUCUUACUGUAAUAACUUUCAGAAACCAUUGCUCAUCUUAUUUUCAAUUAAAUGAUUUUUAGAAGAUUGCUCAGGUUAAAAUCCAGGAAUCUUACUGUUAUAGUUUGUAAAAGAUUGCUCAGAUUAGAAUGAUCUUACUGUAUUAAUUUUGUUAAACAUUGCUCAGGUUAGAGCCCAGAAAUCUCAAUUCAAUAAUUUGGAAAUCAUUGCUCAGGUUAGAGUUCAGUUACUGUAACAAUUUGUAGAAGAUUGGUCAGGUUAGAGCCCAGGAAUCUCAAUUUGAUAAUUUUUUUUUAACAUUGCUCAGAUUAAACCUCACUUUUUUGCUGACAUUGAGCAUCUUAAAAUUUAGGAUUGCUCAUGUUAUAGCUUUCAAAAAACGUAUUUUCCCAGGAGCACGCUGAUCGCGGAGUUUAUGUCGCCGGUCUUUCAAUGCACGUCUGUCACGAUGUUCCAUCUUGCAAAGAACUAAUGACAAGAGGCUUCAAUAAUCGACAUGUUGGAGCAACAUUAAUGAAUAAAGACUCCUCAAGAUCUCACUCGAUUUUCACAGUCUACGUGGAAGGUAUGACCGAAAGUGGGUCAAUUCGAAUGGGUAAAUUGAAUUUGGUUGAUUUGGCUGGAUCGGAAAGACAAAGUAAAACCGGUGCGACUGGAGAUCGAUUAAAGGAGGCUACGAAAAUUAAUCUAUCAUUAUCAGCAUUGGGAAAUGUGAUAAGCGCGUUAGUUGAUGGAAAAUCGAAACAUAUUCCAUAUCGAGAUAGUAAACUAACAAGGUUAUUGCAAGAUUCUUUGGGUGGAAAUACAAAGACAAUUAUGAUUGCUUGUGUUAGUCCAAGUAGUGAUAAUUAUGAUGAGACAUUGAGCACUUUGAGGUAUGCAAAUCGGGCGAAGAAUAUUAAGAAUAAACCCAAGAUUAAUGAAGAUCCGAAGGAUGCGUUGUUAAGAGAAUAUCAGGAGGAAAUUGAACGGUUGAAGGCUAUGGUUCAACCGGGAGGUGAGACAUUUUUGAAAAAAAACAUUUUGCAUAAUCGAAAACGCCAGCCUUUUAAAUAUUAUGCGGUGUUCAAAGCAGAAAAAAACGUCGAACUGUCUGCUUCUCUCGUUUACACACACUAUUUCUCUGUUCGUUGCGAGACCCGUUUAGAAAAAUGAAAAAAAAACGCGAGCUUUGUACGUUUUUUCUGCUUUGGACGUGAAAAAAAAUAUUAAAAAAAAAAAAAUUAUAUACCGUAGUUCUUUUUUCGCGACGAGACCAUGUGUGUGUUUCAACUGUUGCGCCUUUCAAACACUACGGUAUUUUUUGUUUUUCCGGUUUUGCGAGGUUUUUGCAUGAAAAAUCGAAGAAUUAACCCCGUUUAAAGCAAGAAACACCUUAAAAAACGAUUUUCAAGUGUUUUAUUGAGGAAAAACCUAUUUUUCGGUAGAAAAUUACGAAAAUCGAUCUAAAUUAGUUCUAAUUCACUUUUCUCAGUUGAAUUCCUCAGGAAUAGCCACCAAAACCGCCAUUUUUGUUGUGAAUCAAAGGCGCAUCGAUUUUUGAAAGAUGUGUGUCUCGUAGCGACGAAACAAAGACCAAAUUUAAAAAAUUUUUUCAGCAAUGACCCAUCAACAACAAGCGCAGUUUAACAUCGAUGAGGAGCGCAGAAAAUUGCGGGAAGAAUUCGAAGAAGCGAUGAAUGACUUGCGAAGUGAUUAUGAGAAAGAGCAAUCGAGCAAGGCAGAGUUGCAGAAGGAUUUGGAAGCGUUGAAAAUGGAAUAUGAGCGAGCAAACGCGAAUCUCGAUAAUCUGAAUCCGGAAGAUGCGGCAAAAAAGAUCCAACAAUUACAAGAUCAAUUUAUUGGGGGAGAACAAGCUGGAAAUACACAAUUGAAGCAAAAAAGGAUGAAACAAUUAAUGGAGGCUGAGACGAAAACUCAAAAAUUGGCAGCCGCUUUGAAUGUGCACAAAGAUGAUCCACUUUUGCAGGUUUAUAGUACGACACAGGAGAAAUUGGAUGCAGUUACGAGUCAAUUGGAAAAAGAGGCGAAGAAAUCGAAGGGUUUGGAGAGAGAGAUUGAGGAUUUGCAUGGCGAGUUUGAAUUGGAUCGGUUGGAUUAUUUGGAUACAAUUAGGUUUGUACUUAUUUUGAGUUCAAAAAAAAAUUCACAAAAUAUUGUUUUCCUGGCUAAUUUUAGACAUUCCCAGAGGUUUUUCCAUGAAAAUUCUCUUUUUUUUCCCGAAAAAAAGAAAACAAUUGCAAAAAAAUAAAAAGAAAACAACGAGACUCCGCGUUGACGUUGCAUGCGCGCGCGGUUUGAAUUUAUGUUUUUUCAAUAGGCUUUCAUAUUUUGGCGAAAACUUUUCAAAAUUUGCUGAAUUUUUGCAUCGAACUAGACUAUAGUUGAACUAAGCUAAAUCUAAAAUGUUUGACAAUGAUUUGUUAUUUAAAAGUGGGGUGUCCGGUCAAUAACUCAAAAAAAUAAAAAGAAAACAACGAGACUCCGCGUUGACACAUGCGCGUGCGGUUUGAAUUUUGAAUUUUUUAUUUCAUAUUUAUUUAACGAAAUGAGCUAAAUUUUUCAUCAAACUAGACUAUAGUUAAACGAAGAUCGUAUUUUUGCAGAAAACAAGAUCAACAACUCAAACUCUACAUGCAAAUAAUGGAUAAAAUCACGCCAAUCAUCAAAAAAGACACCAACUACAGCAACAUUGAUCGAAUAAAAAAAGACGCGGUGUGGAAUGAGGAUGAAAGUCGCUGGAUAUUACCGGAACUUGCCGUAAGUCGAACCGUCCUUCCAAGUGCCACAAAUGGACAAAUGAGCGGCGUGGGAAUUGUGAAGAAGGAGUCGACGUUGUUGCGAGCGUCGUAUGAUGAUAAAUUGAGGGAGCGGUUGGCGAAAAGUGAUUCGGAAAAUUUGGCGAAUAGUUAUUUCAAACCGGUGAAACAGUUUAAUGUGCUCAAUAAGUAUAAAGGAGAUCAGAAUAAUCGAUUGAGUGAGUUUUUGCUUGACUAAGCCUAAGCCUAGGCCUAGAAUAUUUAUUAAGCCUAAGAUCUUGGCUAAGCCUAAGCCUAACAUAAGUCAAAAAAAAUCCUAAAUACUUCACUAAGCCUAAGCCUAUCGAAAAAAAUCGGCCCGAGGUUUUUUCAAUAAAAAAUUCUUUCCCGCCCAAAUAAAAAUUUUGAUUUGGGCGUGAAUUCAAAAUUUCCAAAAAAAAAAAUUUUUAUCAAAAAUCAAAAUUUCGAAUUUUUAACACCGAUUUUUCCGCCUUUACUGUUACUUCUAGGUGAUUUACUAAGCCAAAUUAACAAAUUAGCUAAGCCUAAGCCUGACAAAUGAGCUAAGCCUUAGUUAAUUAGCUAAGCCUAAGUUAAUCAGCUAAACCCAACAAAUGAGCUAAGCCUAAGCUCUUGUCUAAGCCUAAAAGCCUAAAUGGUCUAAGCCUAUAUUUCCAGACACCCGAUCCUAUUUCCCCAAUAAAUCUUCGACAUUCGACGGACUUGUAAAUGGUGUUGUAUAUACGGAUGAGAUUUUCGAUCGUGCACAAUCUGCAAAACGUCCAGCUCGCCUGGCAGCUAUUCAGAAAUAA